Molecule: messenger RNA, 279 nt
Organism: Cariama cristata (Red-legged seriema)
Lineage: Eukaryota; Metazoa; Chordata; Aves; Cariamiformes; Cariamidae
Gene: TMEM141
Product: transmembrane protein 141
Exons: 3
Source: RefSeq, a predicted model, not a curated record
GCAGGCAGCGGAGCCGCCUUCGCCGUGCAGAAGCUGGUGAACAAGAAGCUGCCGUACAGCCUGCAGUGGAGCCUGCUGCUGGCCGGGGCCACAGGGUCCCUCGCCAGCUAUGUGGUAACCAGAGCUGAGACACAGAAAUGUUCUGACUUCUGGAUUUACCUGGAGACAGGCAAGUCCCCACAGGAGCUCGCCAUGGCUGAAAAUCUGCCCAGCCCAGAGGACAACGAGAGUGCGGCACCACCAGUGAGGAGGAACAAGUACGGGGAUGUUGUGGAGUAG